AUGGUACUCACCGGCAGAGAAAGUUUGUCUCGAUUGAUCGGAAAACGCCGCCGUUUCCUCCCCAAUCGUCACUCUAUUCUCUCCGAUCCCAUUCCAAACCCUAACCACCAACUCUCACAACAACAACAACCUACCACACCCGGUGACGGUGACGGUGACAACCCCCAAAACGACGCCGUACAGUGUCCCGUUUGUUCCCUCACACUUCCCUCCGAUAAUCACCGCAUCAACACUCAUCUCGAUUCGUGUCUCUCUCAACCUAAACUAAGCGGAACAAAACGGAAACUCACUCAGCGGACUCUACUUCAGUUAAACUUCACUCGCCCUGAUCCACACGCGCCGGAUUACAUGCUUCCAAAAAAAUUGCAGUUCACUGAAAGUCCCAUUGCUGUUAAGGAUUCUGCAGUUAUUACAACUGCAUCUUCGCCGUCCGAAUUGAACGUUAUCGACACUGACCAUCAUGAUAUUGUUGACAAUGUUGAUGAUGAAUGUGACAUUUUUGAAGUAAAGCUUGAAACUUUGAUUGUGGGUAGGAGAUAUGCUGGUCGAGAGGAAGUACGUGCUGGUGAUAUGGUCUCUCUUUCAAGAGACUCGCAGAAUGUUAAGGAUCCAAAUGCCAUCAAGGUUGUUUCUGAAGAUUCCGGUGGGUGUUCUAAAUUUCUAGGUUAUCUCCCUCGCGAGCUGGCACAGUAUCUAUCUCCUAUAAUUGACAACUAUGACAUUGUAUUUCAGGGACAUGUCACUUCUGUUCCUAAACAUUCUCGUGAUGCAGUUCCAAUUCAGAUUAUGUGCCACAGAACACCAGCUGGGGAAAGAAAGUAUGAAGAUGAGACUUUUAAAUGUUUAUGGAAAAAUGCUCAGCAUGUCGUUGAAUCUGCUAUCAAGAAUCCUUCAUCUGUGACGUACCAGCUGAAUUUUUGUCUUAUGAUACAAGAGACCUUAAAAAAUAAUAUUCACCUUCUAACAGAAGCUGAAAAAACCUAUAUCGAAUCAUUCACUUCACUCUCAAAUGAUAGUCAGAGACUUUUUAUUCGGAUAUACACUAGAAAAGGACCUUGGUUUCACAUAUCUAGUAUAUCGUAUCCUGAAAUAUUGGAUACUCAAAAGGCAGUCAAGGAACUUGCGGAGAAAGAAUACAUAUGCACUGUUGAAGAUAGAAAUCAACUAUGUGAAAGUGAUAUGAAUGAUAUAUUAGAUGUGCUCACCGUCUCUGAGCUGCGUGAAAUUUUGUCUUUCUUGCUUAAAAAGAGUUGCGGUCACGGGAUGAAGAAGCAAGAUCUCAUUUCAUCUAUUCUUUCUACAUCUGCAGGAUUAUGGCCACAUCUGUCAAAUAUGAUUUUAGAUAAAACUGGUUUCUGUAUCAAGAUUUCUUCAAAAGCUGAAUCUCUUCUCUGGCGUAUCGAGAGACUUUUCUUCUUAAAUGGAGAACAGGAUCUCUCGUCCUUUCUACUAGUUGAUAUAGGAAAAAUCAAAUAUCCAACUUAUACCUGCGCAAUAUCGGAACCAAUAUUCUCGAAUCGCAUGGAUCUUCUUGCAUUUGAAGAGGCCAUUGAAGUGGCACAAGUUAUGGAUGAGGCUCUUGAUGCAAACAAAACUGAUAUUGUAUUGAGGUGCAUAAAGAUUGCUGAAUCCCGUGUAUCUGCUGUGUUGCCCAUCCCGUACUCGACUUCUAAAUUAGUAUCUACAUUCCAUCACUUAUUUACAGCAUCAUGGGUAUACUCCAAAGUGGUUACGUUAGGGAUUUCUUUUCUUGAGCAGGAGCGCAGGUACAGUGAUGCAAUCGACUUACUUAAGCGGCUGCAAAAUGUUUUCACUUGUGAUGUAAAAAGAGGAUACUGGGCACUGAGAUUAUCUGUUGACUUGGAGCAUCUAGGUUACAUAAAUGAGAGCCUUCAAGUGGCUGAAAACGCGUUGCUGGAUCCAUGGGUACGAGCUGGUUCGAAAAUGGCAUUGCAAAGACGUGUUCUUCGCUUAGGAAAACCACCAAGACGGUGGAAAGUUCCAAGUUUUUCUAAAUCUGUACUGCGAAAGAUCCCUGAGGUUUACGUUCAAGGGAGACCUUUGAAUUCUGAAUUGGGAGCAAAAAACAGGUUUUACAAUGAAGAAGGUAUGCAAUGCGGAGUGGAAGAGCUUGCUUUGGAUUAUUACGCCACCGAGGGAUGGCAAGGUGUUCAUACAGAGAGUGGCAUAUGGUUAACUAUUUUCGGGCUUCUUAUGUGGGAUGUAAUAUAUGCCGAUGUGCCUAAUGUCUUCCAUACUAGAUUUCAGAAUGCUCCUUUGGAUUUGGGUACCGACAGCUUUUAUACCGCACGAGAGAGUAUCAUAGAAUCCCAUUUGCAGCAAAUUCAGGAUGGCAUGGCUGAGGAGUUUCUUAUCAAGUCAUGGGAAACACAUAACGGGACAUCAUGUAGAGGAGUUAAUUGGGACCGCCAUUCUUUAGACGAGCUUCGUGCUGCUGUUACUUGUGUUAGGGGCUCUUGUUUGGCAUCUUUCUGCAAACUUCUUUGUGAAGACUACAGAAGCUGGUCUAGCGGAAUGCCUGAUUUGCUGCUAUGGCGUUUCUGUGGAGAAUACAGCGGGGAAGCUAAGGUUGUUGAAGUGAAAGGUCCCACGGAUCGACUCUCGGAACAGCAGCGAGCAUGGCUAUUGAUGCUUAUGGAUUGUGGAUUCACGAUCGAGGUUUGUAAAGUGAAACCUUUGUAG
Vicia faba (fava bean) is the source of this 2703-nucleotide messenger RNA. The record is from the annotation of a GenBank genome assembly. Lineage: Eukaryota; Viridiplantae; Streptophyta; Magnoliopsida; Fabales; Fabaceae.